Molecule: messenger RNA, 1197 nt
Organism: Lindgomyces ingoldianus
Lineage: Eukaryota; Fungi; Ascomycota; Dothideomycetes; Pleosporales; Lindgomycetaceae
Exons: 10
Coding region: 1-1197 (398 amino acids)
Source: RefSeq, a predicted model, not a curated record
AUGGAUCAACUAAUCACUUAUCACAACCUUGACAACAACUAUAAAGAAGAAGACGAGCAAUUCUUUACAAGCGCCCUAAACGAAUCCGUCAAUGGUGUCCAACUAGUUACACUCCUAGAAGACAACGCUGUAUUCCAUCAAUUCACGAAACACGACCCCAACAACCUUAAUAACGACUCCACAAUAUUCGAUUUAGAAAAGGAUAUUCGGACCCCAAUCGGACCAAUUACCUUCCACGUAGUACCAGCAAGAACUCCUUUUCUACUAUACCUAGCCGAUAUAGAUCGGCUGGGUGUAAGGCUUAAUAAUCUCAAAAACGAAAUUGUACAGGGAUACAAUUGGAUCCCUAUCGUACGCAAAUGGGCAGCUGCGCAUCUCACGAAAACUAAACUACAGCAACUCUACAGACGUUUUAGGCACCCAUUAAUCAAAAAGCUUGAGAACUUGCUUAAUCGAGCACUGCUAGAAGAAACAAUUGAUAGAGAUAUGCUAAAUAUCCAAUUCCGCUCCGAAGAGUUCAAUUUCAACUGCGAGGUUAUCAUCGAUAUCCUAUACCUAGGUGGCCAAGCUGCUAUACACGCUAUAGAUUCAGCUAUAAGCUUCCAAUAUGACGCUGGAAAGAAUUUCACCUCUUUAGAGUUUCGCGCGAAGGCUUCCUUGAUAGCAAUUGAGAUAAAAGAGGUACUAGUAGAGGCACACAAUAGUGUAGAAAAGUCCGAAUGCGCUCCGAACAUGACCAUAGAAAACGCCCUACAGGCUGUAGUGAAGGCAGUAAACGAUACGGCUGGCCCUGAUGGAUUAGUACCUACUCUGCUUGUAUUUGGAGCAUAUCUACAAAUAACAGAAACGUCACCUCCAUCCCCUAAUAUCUACACAAGAGCGGAAGCAAUCCGGAAAGCUAUGCAGGAGAUUAAAAGAAUACACGCUAAGACACAAGUCUCACUAGUAUUAGCAACCCAAAACGGACCCGAUACAACUCCAAUCAAGGAACUAGCCUUACAAAGUAUAAAAGGGGAAACGUGCAUUGUCAACACACUGCAAGGACCUGUUCCAUUUAAAUCAAUAGUUACUCCGAAACAGAUCCGAACCCAACUGGACUCCAGAAGACGUCACCAGAUCCACCCAGACCCGAGGAAUCUAGCCAAAACUCGAACACAGUUGGAGCACAACCAGCACAGAGGAAACAAGGAAGACUAA